Messenger RNA from Glycine soja, 1670 nucleotides. Its product is annotated as auxin-responsive protein IAA8-like. The transcript is spliced from 7 exons. Lineage: Eukaryota; Viridiplantae; Streptophyta; Magnoliopsida; Fabales; Fabaceae. Gene Ontology annotation, biological process: regulation of DNA-templated transcription. Gene Ontology annotation, molecular function: protein binding. The coding region runs from base 188 to 1270 and encodes 360 amino acids. The record is from RefSeq and is a predicted model, not a curated record. Gene Ontology annotation, cellular component: nucleus.
UGGAGUUUCACAUCGGACAGCAAAAGCUUUUGUUACUUUAUGCCCCAUGGAAGGUCCUUAGUUUUCUCUUUCUCUCUCUUCUCUUCAUCUCAAAGUUUCACUCUCACUCACUCUUCUUCUUCUUCAUCCUUUCUGAUCUGCUGUUUUUUCAGGGUAUACAAAAUUGGGUGCUUUCGGUUAAACUGUGAUGUCUCCGCCAGUGCUAAGCAUGGGGGAGGAGGAGGGUAAAAGCAAUGUCACUUUGUUGGGUUCCUCAUCAACCGCCAUGGAAAGUGUGUGUCUCAAGAGCUUAGAAUUUAAAGAACGCAACUACAUGGGUUCAUCUGAUUGUUCUUCUGUGGACAGCUCGGUUCCGUCCUUCUCAGAAGAGUGUAAAAGUAAUCUGAACCUGAAAGCCACUGAACUCAGGCUUGGGCUUCCGGGAUCACAGUCUCCUGAAAGAGAUUCUGAUCUUUGCUUAAGAAGCUCAACUCAAUUAGAUGAAAAACCUUUGUUUCCGUUGCAUCCUUUGACUGAUGAUCACCAUUCUUCAGCCAAAAUUGCUGUCUUGGGAAACAAAAGAGGGUUCUCUGAUGCCAUGAAUGGCCUCUCCUCCGAGGGGAAAUUCCUAGUUGAUUUGGAGGCCGCCAAUCCGAUACUAUCUCCCAGGCCUGCUUGUAACUUGGGAUUAAAACCUGGUUCUACCCUUGAUAAAGUUGGGGCUCAGCAAACCAAAAUGAAAGAAGUAGCAACAACAAAGGGCAACGAAACUAGACCAAGUAUUGAUGGUUCUGCAAAUAAUAACAGUGCACCAGCUACCAAGGCUCAGGUUGUGGGGUGGCCUCCUAUAAGAUCAUUCCGGAAAAAUUCAUUGGCAACUACUUCAAAGAACAAUGAAGUAGUUGAUGGAAAAAAGGGGGUUGGUGCACUGUUCGUCAAGGUCAGUAUGGAUGGUGCCCCCUAUUUAAGGAAAGUAGACUUGAAGAAUUACUCUACAUAUCCAGAAUUAUCUUCUGCUCUAGAAAAGAUGUUCAGCUGUUUUACUAUAAGUAAAUGUGGAUCUCAUGGAAUUCUGGGCAGGGAGAUGCUGAAUGAAACCAAGCUGAAGGACCUUCUUCAUGGAUCAGAAUAUGUUCUUACAUAUGAGGACAAAGAUGGCGAUUGGAUGCUUGUGGGUGAUGUUCCCUGGGAGAUGUUUAUUGAAACAUGCAAGAGGCUGAGGAUCAUGAAGAGUUCUGAUGCCAUUGGUCUAGCUCCCAGGGCUGUUGAAAAAAGUAAGAGCAGGAACUAGGCAGUACCUGUGUUCCUCUCUAUCCAUCUAACUGUCUGCGGGACUAAAAGCUUCUGGGCUAUCAGGGACGAACAAAUCAGAACAUGGUUGUCUUGGAAGCAAGAAAUGAAGGCAUUUUGGACUGGAUAGAAUCUCAUACUAUGCUGCCUUAAUCCUUUUUUUUUAUUAUGUCUGUUUUAUGUUGUCGUGGAGUUUAUGUUUUAGUAAGCUUCUUUUCAAGAUGAUGUUAAAACUUAACAAAACUCCAAGAACUUGACUAUGGGAGUACCGAUAUUUUAUGUAUGCGAGAUUGAGAAGAGUUAAUGUUGUGGUUGAAGGAUCUGUGAUGUGUUAAUUUUGCAGCGUACCUUCAACGGGGUGUCCUAUGUUUGUGUGAAAAAAAAAAACAAGUUGUAUGUCA